Camelina sativa (false flax) is the source of this 1694-nucleotide messenger RNA. The record is from RefSeq and is a predicted model, not a curated record. NCBI's taxonomy places the organism in Eukaryota, Viridiplantae, Streptophyta, Magnoliopsida, Brassicales, Brassicaceae.
UUUUUGUGCAAAACUUUCUUCCUUAUAACUAUAAAUAAUAUUUUCCUCCUGAUUUAGAAAGUAGAUAACCAUGAGUUUGACACUAAAGUUUCUGCUUCUACUUUUCUUGAGUCAUCAUGUUUAUUCUGGCACUAUAGUCAAGUUCCUUCCUGGAUUUGAAGGCCCUCUCCCUUUCGAACUCGAAACUGGGUACAUUGGUAUUGGUGAGGAAGAGAAUAUACAAGUUUUCUACUAUUUUAUCAAAUCUGAGAAGAACCCAAAAGAAGACCCUCUUCUUCUAUGGUUAGAUGGAGGACCUGGAUGUUCUUCUCUGGGUGGCCUUCUUUUUGAGAACGGACCUUUGGCUUUGAAGUCUGAGGUUUACAAUGGAAUUACCCCUUCUUUGGUUUCCACUACAUAUUCAUGGACAAAGGUCGCUGAAAUGGCGAACAUAAUAUACUUGGAUCAACCUGUUGGAGCUGGCUUCUCCUACUCAAGAACUCCAAUAGGAAAAACUAGUGACACAAUUGAAGUUAAGAGGAUUCAUGACUUUCUACAAAAGUAUUAUUUGUAUUUUCUCAUUGAAUGUUGGGCCAACGACGAGAGAGUUCGCGAAGCGCUUCAUGUUACCAAGGGGACAAAAGGACAAUGGAACCGGUGUAAUUGGACAAUUCCAUACGAUAAUGAUAUUAUAAGCAGUGUACCAUAUCAUGCUAAUAACAGCAUCAGAGGAUACCGAUCUCUCAUUUAUAGGUUUGAGUUUUUUUUUUUUUUUUUGACUAUAGGUUUGACUUUUGAGUUAACAUUACUUUUCAACAACUAAUCUUGUUCCAUUUUUUUUUUUUGAAUGAAUAUAAAAGUAUAUUCAACCAAAAUAAAAGUUUUUGGUAUAUUAUAUAUAGCUUUUUCCAAAAGAAAUUUGAUAUAGCUAAAAAAUUAAACCCUUAAAACCAUGUUGAAAGCCAAGCUUGCAGACCAUCUCUGAACUUAGCAAGAUUAGUAAGCUAAACAGAGAAGAGCUUGUUACGAAUUGACCGGUCAAUAAUCUGAGUGAGCUUAAUCGGCGGACGUGGAGGGUCUCCAUGCCUGCGAUGAUUCCUCUCGAUCCAAAUAGUGUGGACAGUUGCUUGGAAGAGAAGCUUGAGUAAAAAGCUGGUCGUCCCUGUAAUCGUUGAGAAAGAUAGAAGAGAUAGAACCUGUACAAACCGAGUAGCAUAGUGGCUGCCAAAAAGCUUGCGGGCUAACGUGCCCAAAUCUGAGAGGAGUAAGAACAAGCGAAGAAUAAAUGCUCAAGCGUCUCCAUGGGCUCUUCACAAAAAAAAAACAGAAUAGAUCAACGCCCAUGUUCCAUGUUAGCAUAUGGUCACCAGUUGUAAGUCUGUUCUUCGCAGCCAACCAUAACAUAAAGAGUACUUGGUAACUGAUUCAAAAAAACCAAACACCCUUUGUAUCAGCUUACGGUUGGACCUGGUUGACGAAUCUGCAGCCACGUUUAUGAGGAAAAGAAGCAUAUGUCAUGGUCGAUUGCCUCCACAAUGCAAUGUCUGUCUCCAAACAUUGUCUUUUGUUUCUGAUUUUGUGGAUCUCCAAUUCCACUUUGUUUAGAAUGUCAAGUUUAUGAUGACGACUGCGAUGUAAAGAGAGAAUUGAGGCCAUAGUGGCAUAUGAUGGCACACCAAAGUCAAUGAAACCUCUCCCUCCAAGGAUCCUAUAUA